AAAUGAGUUUUUCUUGGUCUUCCUUAUUUAAUAAUAAUAAUUAAUCUUAAAAAUAUUUAAGCAUAGCAUCUACGUAUGAGGUUGCAAGUGAUUUGUGUGUGCUUGGGAUAGAGAUAUACAUAAACAGGCCAAGGUCCUCUUUUCUCUUCAUUUUGUGGUGGUCAAGAGGGUUUGUUCCAUACAAGAAAACCUAGAAUUUUUUCAACGAAGAACAAGAUACAGCCUUCACAACUUCAGAGACACCCAAAUCUUCUCUCUACUUCUGUCUCUCUGUUCUUCUCCUUUCUUUUCUUUUCCUUUUCACACACCUCUUAUCUUCAUCAUCUUAUCUUUAUCUUUUCGUAAUCGGCGAUGGAUCCAUAUUAUAUGGUUUCUUCAAUCAUCGAGCUUCGCAAAGGAUUUGGGUAAUAAGAGCUGCAAUUUGCUGCUUCAGUUUCAGAGUGUUAUAUUAUAUGCCCUUAGAUUCCUUUCUGUUUAUUGACCUUGAAGAAUAAUGAGCUUGUCCAAUCAAGGGGCUUCCGCCAUUGACAAAAAGCUCAUCACAACAGGGAAAACAAUACGUUUAAAUCCAGAUGCAGCAGAAUUUGUUCCAUUUGCUCUAAGAUCACCUUCUGCAAGUGUUGCUGCUCCUGAUGCAUCUUCAAGUUUUGGUAAUUUUGGUGCUACAACACCAGGGAAAGCAGUACUAGACAGAUCAGAGUCAUCUGUAUCAAAUAAUUCAGAUGAUGAGGCUCACCAAUACUGGCGUCAUCAGCUACCUGAUGACAUCACUCCCGAUUUCAAUGUUGCAGGAGAAGAAGAUCCUCAAGGAAUCAAUACACUUCCUUUCUCAACCUUAUCUUUAGCAGAUGUCAAUGAGACAAACGGAAGUAGCUUUACCAAAAAGAUGGGCUAUCCCAUUUCAUCUUCCUCAGCUAGCUUUCAACCUGCUAAACCCUGGGACAUUCAUGGUGAUCAGCUGCACAAUGGGCCUUCCUACAAUGGUGAUCCUGUCCAUGGGUACCUAGAUGAUAUGCUUAAUGAGCAACAGAUGGAAGGCACAGAAGUAAACCCUCUUGAGUUUCUGGCUUCCCAGUUUGCAGGUUUUGCAGCUGAAAGUCUUGCAGAUGUUUAUUUUGCAAAUGGAGGUGACUUGAAUUUGACAAUUGAGAUGCUUACUCAGCUUGAGCUUCAAGUAGAUGGUGGUGGUUUAAAUCAGAAUCUAAACUCAAAAGCUCUAUCUUCUCCAAAUCUUAGUGCUAUGGAUUUUCCUGCACUUUCUCCUACAGAUGAUCAAAAUGGUGGUGCUCCACUUCCAUCUGGUGGUGCUACAGAUUUUGCUUCUGCUGUUAGAAAAAUGGCUUCACAGGACUCAAGCAUAUGGAAAUAUAACAGAAACCCUUCUCAAGAUUCCACCAUUGGAUCAAGUAGAAGCUCUCAUGUCUUGGCCAGUGCUUAUAAUAAUGGUGGUCAUGGAAGGGUUGGUUAUGGAGAUAGAUUGGGUGGCCGGAGUUCAAACCGCUCAGCCCCUGUUUGGCUUGAAACUGGAGAUGCUGUUGCAAAUAUGUAUUCUGAGAUGCGUGGUGAAGCUCGUGAUCAUGCACGUCUACGAAAUGCAUACUUUGAACAGGCUAGACAAGCUUACCUUGUUGGAUACAAGGCUUUAGCAAAGGAACUAAGUGUGAAGGGUCAGCUACACAACAUGCAAAUGAAGGCUGCUCAUGGAAAAGCUCAAGAAUCCAUAUAUCGUCAAAGGAAUCCAGUGAGUCCAAGUAUGCAAGGAAGAGGGGGAGGAGGAGGAUCACAGGAAAGGCUGAUAGACCUUCACGGGCUGCAUGUCACAGAAGCAAUCCAUGUCCUGAAACGAGAUCUCACAAUGCUUAGAAACGUUGCCAGCCUGGGCUCCUUAGGGUCCUGCUGUAUUGAAGACAACACCAGCCACCAGGAGGGAGGAUUCGUUGCUUAUUUUUUGUUAACUCAACUCAACUGUACUAUUUUUCCAAAACUUAGUCAUUUGUUCUUUGGAAUCGUGUUGAAAGUGGUUAUCUUAUUAAUCAUAUUUGAAAAAAGGAGAAAAGAGAGCCUUGUAGUGCAAAUAAGUUUGAUUCAAGAAAGAUCCAACCAUUUAAGCAUCUCGAGGACCUUUGUGGUUCGUGAGACUGAUCCUUGCAUGUUUGAGCGUGUACCUGUGUUUCAUCAGUUUUCAGUUCAGCGACACAAACACAGACGCCUCCAUUGUGCUGCUUCUCUCGAUCGUUGGCUCCUCAAGCGACGAGUCCUCCCCUGCUCGCCGCCGUUAACCGGCGCCUCCCCUGUGAAGCCACCGGCCGGUGACCGUCUCCCCCCACAGCUACACCGGAGACUUCGACCUCACAGCUACAGACUUCUUCUUUGUCUCCAAAACCACCACAACACCACAGUUGCCUCCACAAUCACCACCUUCUUUAGUGGGUGA
Lactuca saligna is the source of this 2434-nucleotide messenger RNA. The record is from the annotation of a GenBank genome assembly. Lineage: Eukaryota; Viridiplantae; Streptophyta; Magnoliopsida; Asterales; Asteraceae.